Osmerus eperlanus (European smelt) is the source of this 5092-nucleotide messenger RNA. RefSeq names its product neuropilin-1a-like. Gene Ontology annotation, biological process: positive regulation of endothelial cell migration; vasculogenesis; positive regulation of filopodium assembly. The record is from RefSeq and is a predicted model, not a curated record. NCBI's taxonomy places the organism in Eukaryota, Metazoa, Chordata, Actinopteri, Osmeriformes, Osmeridae. Gene Ontology annotation, cellular component: axon; plasma membrane; focal adhesion. Gene Ontology annotation, molecular function: semaphorin receptor activity; vascular endothelial growth factor binding; vascular endothelial growth factor receptor activity.
AUGCUUCGUUUCUUCAAGUUCUUCCGCGAUCCUCCCUUUUGCUCCAAGCUUCAGACCCCCGGACCGGUAAACGCGCACAGGUACGACUACUUGGAGGUCCGUGACGGCGUGGACGAGAGCGGUCAGCUGGUGGGGAAGUACUGUGGAAAGAUCGCCCCCUCCCCGGUCAUCUCCUCAGGGAACCAGCUCUACAUCAAGUUCGUCUCAGACUACGAGACCCACGGAGCCGGCUUCUCCAUACGCUACGAGAUCUUCAAAACAGGUCCGGAAUGUUCCAGGAACUUCACCUCCAACAGCGGAGUCAUCAAGUCUCCGGGUUUCCCCGAGAAAUACCCCAACAACCUGGACUGCACCUUCAUGAUCUUCGCCCCCAAGAUGUCGGAGAUCGUCCUGGAGUUCGAGAGCUUUGAGCUGGAGCCAGACCUCACGCCCCCCAGCGGAGUGUUCUGUCGCUACGACCGCAUGGAGAUCUGGGACGGCUUCCCUGGAGUGGGGCCGUACGUGGGGCGGUACUGUGGUCAGAACACUCCUGGCCGGAUCGUGUCCUACACGGGCAUCCUGGCCCUGACCAUCAACACGGACAGCGCCAUCGCCAAGGAGGGCUUCUCGGCCAACUUCACCGUCCUGGAUCGGACCGUACCCGAGGACUUCAGCUGCACUGACCCUCUUGGCAUGGAGUCUGGGGAGCUGGGCUCAGACCAGAUCGCAGCCUCCUCCCACUACAAUCCCAGCUGGUCUCCGGAACGAUCCAGACUCAACUACUAUGAGAAUGCCUGGACUCCUGCAGAAGACUCCAAUAAAGAGUGGAUACAGGUGGACCUGGGCUUCUUGAGGUUCGUGUCGGCCAUCGGGACGCAGGGCGCUGUCUCCCAGGAGACACAGAGGACGUACUGGGUCAGGUCCUACAAGGUGGACGUCAGUUCCAACGGCGAGGACUGGAUCACUCUGAAGGAGGGCUCCAAGCAGAAGAUAUUUGAGGGGAAUCUGAACUACGACACCCCAGAGCUGAGGACCGUGGAGCCUUUGCUGACCCGCUUCAUCAGAGUGUACCCAGAGAGGGCCACCCCUGCUGGGAUGGGUCUGCGCCUGGAGCUCCUGGGCUGUGAGAUGGAAGCUCCGACCGUACCUCCAACCACGCCGGCCCCCAGCACCACCCCGUCGGACGAGUGUGACGACGACCAGGCCAGCUGCCACAGUGGAACAGGUGGGACUGUGGUGUUGCCUGAGGCUACAGUGGAGAUGGACACUAAACCAGCGUUCCAGUGGUUUGCGUGUGACUUUGGCUGGGCCAGCGACCCCUCCUUCUGCGGCUGGUCGUCGGAGGACACCGGCUUCAGGUGGCAGAUACAGUCUAGCGGAACCCCCACCCUCAACACCGGGCCCAACAUGGAUCACACAGGCGGGUCAGGGAACUUCAUCUACACCCUAGCGACCGGCGCCCAAGAGAACGAGAUCGCCAGGUUGGUCAGUCCGGUGGUGAGCCACCACCAGGAGUCCGACCUGUGUGUCUCCUUCUGGUACCACAUGUUCGGCUCUCACAUCGGCACGCUGCACGUCAAGCAGAGGAAGGAGACCGACGAAGGUUGGGCUGAUAUCCUGCUCUGGACCGUAAGCGGUCACCAAGGCAACCGCUGGCGUGAAGGGCGGGUGCUCGUGCCGCGUUCCAGUAAACCGUAUCAGGUGGUGAUUGAAGGUUUGGUCGAGAGGAAAAGCUGGGGCGACAUCGCCGUUGACGACAUCAGAAUACUCAACGACUUCAGCAUGACAGACUGCAAGGAUCCCGAUGUGCCCACAGAGCCCAUGCUGCCUGAGGACCGCUUCAAUGAAAUACCUGAUGACAUCACAGAUUAUCCGGACGUGGUGGAGAGUAAUGAAAUCAGCGGAGCUGGCAACAUGCUGAAGACCCUGGACCCCAUCCUCAUCACCAUCAUCGCAAUGAGUGCCCUGGGGGUGUUCCUGGGCGCCAUCUGCGGGGUGGUCCUCUACUGCGCGUGUUCCCACGGGGGUCUCUCAGACAGGAACCUCUCCGCCCUGGAGAACUAUAACUUUGAACUGGUGGACGGCGUGAAGCUAAAGAAGGACAAACUCAACUCACAGAACUCGUACUCCGAGGCGUGAGGGGUGGCAGGUGCGUGUGUGAGCGAGCGUGCGAGCACAAGACUGUAGACAGGGAACUUCUCUCAGAGAGCGGACGAGCUAAAGGGACUGCCAGCAGCGUCUCAUUGGUUGAGGACAAGUUCAGGAACCAAUGGGAGGCUUGGACUGAUCCGUGAUUUACUCAGGAGCUGCAGUAAGAAUAACCUACCAGUAGGGGACACUGUGUACAAAAUGAAAUACAGGAAAUUAAACAAAAAAUUAUGUACAGAUGAUUUAGAUUAUAUUUUAAUUUUCUAUUUUGAUUUUCAUUCAUUUCUACAAUCGGAUGCUGGUGUUGUGACCAAUUUAUUACAAUUGUUUAAAGUAUUUAUCGUUUUCUUGGAGGAAACAUUUUUCAUCUUUUAUUUUCAAAAAACCUAUUGAUUUUGUGUUUGAAGGUGAGGUAUCAAACCCCAAAACGAACCAUAUCUGACUAAUUGGUUGAGCUGCGCGUGUUUUGCAGACAGGGUGUUGACCCCUGACCCCUGACCCCUGGCCCUGUCUGCCCGGCCCUGCACUGUGGUUGUAUAUGGUUCUAACAGUGCCUUUAGUACAUCUUUGUUGGCCUCCUCUGUUGAUUUGGGAGUUUGGACAUCCUUUAUGUUCUCAGUACUUACAUGGGUACUAACUAAUACAGUCACUAUCGAGUUAGCAAAACACGAUCCAAUCAAUGACCCUCUGAUCUGUUCUGACCCUUACACACUGUAUAUAAGUUUUAAUAUAUUUUAAUGCCCUUUUUUUUUAAAGAAAGAAAGUAAAAAAAAGGAGAAAAACAGCUGCAGUAUCCCUUUUGUUCAUGGGUUGUGUGUGUUGUAAAUACAACUGUCUGACUGUUUAGUUAAAGGUGCUGUGUUCUGGUGUGACUUAGGUAAACUGUGCAAUGGAGGUUAGAAAACCUGAUCAGGACAUCAUACCACGUUGUAGUUAAUGGCACACACCAUCCAUAGAUACAAGCCAUUUCAUAAUAUAACAGUGGGAACUAUAAACUAUCCAUCUACACAUAUGGUACACAAACAAUAAAAACAGCAGAUGCAUUCACGUUUAAUUUUUUACUCAUAUCCAUGGCUCUACAAUCAAUACGUGUGAACACUAGUUAUUGAUAAUCUAGACUACGGUAACAUAUCUUCAAACCAUUGCAUUGUGUCUCUUGAAAUAUGUCCAAAGUCUCUCCACACAGUGUGUGUCUAUUCCCACUUUCUCUAUUCUAGACUAGUGUGUGUGUGUACGUGUGUGUGUGUGUACGUGUGUGUGUGUAUGUGUGUGUACGUGUGUGUAUGUGUGUGUGUACGUGUGUGUGUGUGUGUGUGUACGUGUGUGUAUGUGUGUGCGUGUGUAUGUGUGUGUGUGUGUGUACGUGUGUGCGUGUGAUGGACUGGUGACAAAAAAUCAGGUUCACAGACUCAAUCACAUCACUUUUCCAAGUCCCCUUCACCAGACCAUUAGCUAUCACCAUCUCUCCUGUUGACCAUUCUGUUGAUAUUAGUAGCAGCAGGAUGUAUGAGAAGGAAUGGUAGUUUGUCUGCCAGCAUACCAAAAAAAAAACAUUAAAAAAAAAUCGAAAACACGCUUUGCUUUAGUCAUGGACCAUUGGACCGGUCCAUUAGCCUGUCUGACAGAAAAACAAAAACAUCAUCUGAACAACCAUGGUAUCUUGAAUGCACUUUCACCUAACCCCUCAGAGAGUGCCUAUGCCUGUGCCAGGGGUUACUACACUAACUGAAGGAUGGUGCUUGUCAUAUUCAUAACAGCAGGACAGAUAGACAGACAUUCACGAUGAGCAUGUGAAAGUUACCUUUCUGGGGUCUGUGUUCUGUCAUGCGAUGUUCUGUCCGGCCUGGCGUAGUCAGGGUUAACGCGUGUCACGUGUAGCAGCCAUACGUUGUGAUGUCAAAAGGGACACUGGUACACUGGGGUCAGGUGAUGUCAUGGCGCUGAAUCAGGCCGCCCGCCCCACGUGUCUUUACCAAAGGAUGGCCAUGCACCCCCCGCCCACCUCUGUUUGAGGAUCUGCUCUCAGCACAGUCAACCGCAACUCAACCACAACCGACAACCAACCAACUGACAUUAAAACCAUGGAAGGUCAUGGUGUGAUCAGACCUCAGCCAGUACACUGAACCCCGGGAAAACUCUUGAAGGGGCAGUGGGUGGACUGUUUGGAAAACAUUUUAUCGGUCUGAUUUUUUAUCUAUUUUUCAGCUGAGGAGCGUAAUCGUGUCUCUUUGUGAACUGUUUGGAUUCUCUACUGAGACUGUUGAUAUUUUAGAUACGCCGUUGGAGAUGCUUUGAGGAACGGACUCAUGGAUUCUGGUGUCUGAGGACUCGACAGCGGAGAACUUGGUUUUGUUUCGCCGCCACAGCGGUCAGAGCCCUGGUGAUGAUAGGGGGGGCUGUGAUGUGCUGUAUCUAUGUGCUACUAUGUCAUGUGUCGUGGUGAACACAUUCUCUGUUUGGCUUCUGUUCAUUUCAGAUUCAAACGUACCACUCUGCAAUGCUUAUUGUGUUACCGUGCCUACAGCUUAGAGGACAGUUAACUAGCCGCUGUCGGGUAAACUAGGGGGAAAGGAAACUGUAGCGUAAGACUAAAAGGAAACAAUGUUGCACUGAUAAAUAUAUUUAAGAACUUUGUGUUUAUAGCAUUCAUUUCUAAAAAAAAAAUCCUAAACUAAAAAACAGUGUUCCUUUUAUUUCUUCUUUUAUAUAGUUUCAGACUAUGGUGUGACAUAAUUCUGAAAUGUACAAAUAUUGAGAGGUUUUCAUCACUGAAAAAAUAAUUAUCAUACAGAUUUCCUGUAGUCAUGUCCCCAUUUAUCUGGUAUAUUAUUGCUUCAUUUUGUACUGUCCGUAAAAUUUUGUGCAGAUUUUUUUUUACAAAAAAAUUAAACUUUUAUUUUCAAUACUGCUUCUGUAAUUUGCUGUUGUAGGAAAAUAAAUAAACAGCAGAGCCUUAUAAAGUGAA